AUGCAAUUUCUUAUGCACUUAACAUGUAUGACUGCAGCAUUCCAUUAUCAUUACAUGAAAAUAUACAAAGGAGGAGAUAAAAUAUCAUCCUCAGUCGUGAAAAAAUCGCCUCACAUCCUCUUAGCGCCCAUAAAUCUUUUAAAGACGUCAGACCGAAAAGAAUAUGCCGGGAAAGAAAAAAUGAAAAAUUCAAAUAACGCAACUGAUAAUAAAGUUGAAUGA
Clunio marinus is the source of this 222-nucleotide messenger RNA. NCBI's taxonomy places the organism in Eukaryota, Metazoa, Arthropoda, Insecta, Diptera, Chironomidae. The record is from the annotation of a GenBank genome assembly.